GAUACAGGACACAUCACGUCACUUCAUCUUCAGGACACUCGGUAUCCGCUGGCAUAAUCCAGACGCAGUUUCGCUCCCGUGCUCAAAGGGCACCACUUUGUGGCACUCGGCGAUGGCAGUGAAGGAUAUAUUUCCCUACAGUUAGAAGACAGGCUGGUUCUAGUUCGCUGGGACAUAUGGUGCUUUGCUCGAAAAAGUGCUCGUCAGAUUUUGGUAACAGAAACCUGCCCGAGGACUCUGUGAAGUAGAACCAACUAUUUUCGGUUCGCGCCAUUCUUUGAGAACCAACGUUCUGUUUCCAACUCUCGAAUCCCAUCUACCACUCCUGGUCUUGGGCUAUCAAGAGGUAUGUGGAGAGAGGAUCUCGUAUGAAGAACUGGUCUCCAUUGCUUGUGAAACAGGUUUUAUGUUGUGUUGUGUAAACAUGGCAUACGUUUCUGCGCGACUGAACAACUGAUCUUUGUUCUCUGACUGAAAGAACCAUUCGAGUGAAGAAAAGAUUCAGGGUAGACUUUUGAACUUUGUGAUCUUUGCAUAAAAACAAGUAUUUCUGGGCAGUCUUGAUAACGUUUCCGUGUGUUGAACUGCAUUAUUAUUCUUGCCUUUUUGCUGACUGAAUGCCAUGUGAUUCUUAAAAGGUAAUAUUUUUUCUUUGAGAGGAUAAUUUUCAUAUAAAUGUAAUAGAAGGCGUGUAUUGAUUCUAACUUGACCGUGUGUAAUUAAUAUUCAAAACGCUAAAUAAUAAUAAUAAUAAAAAAAAUACUGCGCCAGUGAUGUUCCAAUGAAGUUUGCUGGUGAAAUGGAGUAAUUUCUAAUGUGUUUCAUUUAUGGAAAGUAUAGACAUCAAACAUUUUGCCUCUCGCCGUUAAAAAAAAAGAAAAGGAAAGAAACUAAGCGAAUCAGUGAGUACUGAGAUGACAAAAAAAAAAAACAGCGGAAGCCAUAAUACGAAUGUGAAGUAAAGCACAUAAGAAUACUGGAUACUGUAACGUUAAAAUUUGUACACACCUGAGUAGCUGUUCCUAGAAAUCUCGAGCCAGUCAGAGGACGUUGGUGGACGAUAACAUCAAAACCGACAAAGGAAUUCCUAAGAAGACGUCUAAAGCGAGUGUUUCCACGACGAUGACAAUGACGGUGACGAUGAUCGUCAAGCAGAUAAAGUGGGUCGGAGUGUGGUGGACCUUCCUGCUCUUGGGUAUUGGUUUCCCUAGCUCUGUGGACUCUGCUCUUUCUCCCAUUCGUCUGGGGAAAGCCAACGACUUCUGCAAAAGGGCGCAGAGCAGGCUGGACUGCAAUUUCAAGAAUACAGAUCAGCCAGUGAUUCUGGAGGAUAUAGACGCUGGAAUCAAGGAAGUGAAGGUGCAGUCUGCCAAAACCUUCAGAGGGGUCUCUCUCUGUAACACGAACAUCGUAAUGUGGACUUCCUCUAACGUCACUCUCUUGGGAUCGAACCCGAAAGAGGACGUCAACACGUUCGUUACCAGGGCGCCGCCCACCAGCGCUCACCCCGGUAGAAAAAGCAGUCUGAACUUAGAGACUGUUAACCACGAGACGCCAAUAUUAUUUCCUUCCGACGGGGCACCUGCUACAACAGCUCAUCAGCCCUCCGGAAGGGUUGGAGACAACGGUCAGCUUUGCGACAGAAAUGUUUCUGUUCAUCAGUCGAAGGUUCGACUCCUGCAAGGGGGUUUCAGUAUGGUGUUUCUUCAGUCGAGUGAAGUGGAGAGCGUCGACGGACUGUUUCAAAGCCUUCUGAUCAAACAGCAGUGCGAGGUCAAGAAGUUUUCCGGCUCAGUCGACAGUCUGGUCAUCCAAGAGACUCAAAUGGCAGAGGUCACCGAAAUGAAGGUGGGUCGCAGCCUGCAGGUCCAACGAGCUUCCAUGCAAGUUGUGGGGUCACCUGGCAUAGUUCUUAAUCAGUUUACGAAAGAUCCUUCAAAAGUCGACCCCUCUCCUCACGAGAUGACAGGCGUGAGCAUUGGAUCAUUGAAAACAGGAAAAAUCAUAGUUAACGGUAGCCACUUGAUCAUGAAUAGUGUCACCAUUGACGAGAUUGGUGCAGGGGGUAUAUCCAUCGAGGCAGGGGGAAGGGCCACCUUGAAUAACGUCAAAAUUGGAGGCGGUCCCGAUUUUUGCUUAGUCCUUCGCGGGUCUGCGAGCAUUACUCUUAAUAAUUUCACGCUUAGAGGGGAGACGUUAGACCAUCUGGAUCUAACCAUUACCAAUGCAAAGUGGCCGGUCUAUCCUCUUCACGUCUUACCCACUCAGAAAACUCGGGUGCAAAUAAGUCUGCACCAAAACGCUUCAUCUAACAACCAAGAUUCCAAGAGCUUCAUCAGUCUGGAUUGGUACUGGGUGCCGGUGAUGCUAGUCGUAGGCAUGGUGUGCGGCAUGGUGGUCGCCUGUGCUGUCAGAUGCAGCAGAAGGCGGAAGAGGCCGAAUGAAUUACUGUCGUCUCUUUCCUUCUCCGAACUUGUGGCGCGGGAAAGGCGCUGCAGAUCUGGCGUGACAGACGAGGAGGUCGCCAAUGGGUACGUCGGACCGCACCACCCAGACCUCGUUCGACAAGACUCCGGCUUGACUUCCUCUUCUUUCGCCUCUUACACAGCCUGUGCCGAGCGCAGGCACUCUUCCAAGCAGUUCGAUGAUCUGGAUCGCACCUCGAACGGCAAUGCUGACUCCAGCGUGUUCAUUCACGUGCCCGCAAUUGCUUGCACGCGAGAGAAUGUGAUCUACGAAGAAGUAGAGUCUUUGCCUCCCCAGGCGAGGGAGAAUACUUAUGUAGCAAUGAAGUGAGAUUGUUUUUUAGGUCUUAGCAAUAGAUUUUGCUUGUGUGUAUAGAUAGUUGAUAAAUGAUUUUCAGUGUUACUCCAGUUAUUUUGUGUGCGAAAGCAAAGUUUGAGUGUAAUCACUGCCAUUGUAGAGAAGACCACGAUAUGUCUCGACUGCAUUACCGAAGAUGCUAAAUGACUUGUGUUUUUUCUAUCAUAGUAAUAAGUAAAGAAAAAAAAAAGAUACCACAGUUAUUUUUGAAAGAAAAUGAUCAAUUACCAAGUGAACGUUCUCCAAAGUUGUGCUGCAACGCAUGAUAGUUGCUGCAUGAACUUGAGAAAGUAUCAUUUUAGUAAAAGGUUUUGUGCCACUUGAAACACGUCCUCACGGAUCCCAGGAAGCCUAAAAGAGAAGGGAAAGAAAAUAAGGUGAAAGAACAAAGGAGAAAGGGAAAGAAAAAGGUUUAUAGUUUCAUAGGAAGUGAAGGGACCUCUUCUCUAUAUUACGACCAGUGUCCUUUCCAUGCCGGAUUUAAUAUGUUAGUCGUGAGGUAAGGAAUGAUGACCUAGAAGUGAUGAUGACCUCUUUGUUACUAGAUGACUAACUACCAUAUCCAUUUGGUGACUGGAUUUUCAGUUGAAUCGGUGAAUGACAUUCUCUAAAGAUGAAUAAGAGCACACACAGUUUUCAGUUCUUUUCAUUUUUAUACAAGAGAACUUAUGGAUAUUUGUGAAUAGUCGAUUUGAAAAAUGUAUAGUGAUGCAAAAUGUUGAACAGGUAGCUUAGAUGUCUAAUUGGCUCUGUGCUUUUUGUUUUAAAUAAAGAAUACUUCAGAGA
This is a messenger RNA of Macrobrachium nipponense, 3609 nucleotides long. RefSeq lists its product as uncharacterized. The record is from RefSeq and is a predicted model, not a curated record. NCBI's taxonomy places the organism in Eukaryota, Metazoa, Arthropoda, Malacostraca, Decapoda, Palaemonidae. The transcript has 2 exons. The coding region runs from base 1123 to 2796 and encodes 557 amino acids.